CACAGCCGUGAUGCCGGGCUAAUCGGUAAUCCAUAUGCUUGUUUUGGGUCGUGUUCCAGCCCUAAAAUCGUCACAUAAUGGAGGAACACACUUAUGUAGAGACGUUAAAAUUUAUUGUGGUUUGUUUAAUGUGGUAUAUCUGCAGUGCUGGCGGAAACAUCAUCGGAAAACUUGUGUUGAACGAGUUCCCUUAUCCGAUGACAGUAACGAUGACGCAACUCAUCUCUAUCUCUGUUUACAUGGAGCCGAUUUUCUGGUUUCUGCGGACUCCGAACACCGGGAACAUUCCCCGGAGUUACUACUAUAAACUCAUCCUGCCUCUGGCGUUCGGCAAAUUCUUUUCCUCUGUUUCUUCACAUAUCAGCAUAUGGAAAUCCUCCGUCUCCUAUGCCCACACAGUAAAAGCUACCUUGCCAUUGUUCACAGUUGUACUGUCCAGGGUUCUGUUAGGAGAAACUCAAACUCUCCCAGUAUACCUGUCCAUUGUGCCUAUCAUUGUUGGUGUUAUCGUGGCUACCCUUACAGAAGUCUCCUUUGAGACCCUGGCUUUACUCAGUGCUCUAGUAGCUACACUAGGCUUCUCAUUACAAUCCAUAUUUUCCAAAAAGUGCCUUAAGGACACGGGUAUAAACCACCUACGACUUCUUGUUCUCCUGAGUCGCAUCGCCACGGUUUUCUUUCUCCCGUUCUGGCUUCUGUUUGACUGCAGGAACAUUGCCAACAGUGAUGUGUUUGAGAAUACAGAUGUGAUGAAGUCUUUCCUGUUGUUGAUUUUGGACGGCAUGUUCUACAUGAUGCACAAUGUGUUUGCGUUUACUGUGAUUGCUAUGGUGGCCCCCCUUAGUUACUCGGUAGCCAAUGCCAUGAAGAGGGUCGUCAUUAUCAGUGCCUCCUUAUUCCUUCUGCGGAAUCCCGUCACAACAGCUAAUGUGGUGGGCAUGCUCGUAGCCUGUUUCGGAGUUCUGUGUUACAAUAAGGCCAAGUAUGACCAAAACAGUGCCCGUCGCCGAGCAGAAACUCUACCCUUGGUGCACAGUGAGACCAAUCUGCAGGCCCAUCUCAACCCGAAAGGGCUUCCUCACUCCAAGACAGAGGUCAACCUGUUAAAUAGAAACGGCAUGAUCCACCCCCAGGAUCACAUUUUGUUACAGAACAAUGUAAGUGUGGACCAUGUGACCAUCUUCCCACCCUCCAAUCCCUGGCCUGUCAAUCAAACUCAUUCCAGACACGCCCCCAGUGAACAAUCACAACUUGUGUCUCGGGGCUCACAUAGGAUAUUUGAAAUUUAAUUGUUUUUAAUAAUUUUCUUUGUUAAAAUUUUUUAUUAUUGUUAUUUUGAUGAAAUAUUGAGCUUUAAUGAUCAGAUAAUAUUUAUUGAUAUUUUUUGACACAUUUUUGUAUGCUGUGUUCUGAAUAUAUCAACCUUUAUAAUAUUUGUUCAUCUUUUUUAUGUAUUACUUCAUUAAUUUGCCCUUUUAUUAC
This is a messenger RNA of Saccostrea cuccullata (small rock oyster), 1482 nucleotides long. RefSeq names its product solute carrier family 35 member E1 homolog. Gene Ontology annotation, cellular component: Golgi apparatus. Gene Ontology annotation, molecular function: antiporter activity. Lineage: Eukaryota; Metazoa; Mollusca; Bivalvia; Ostreida; Ostreidae. Bases 78 to 1289 code for a protein of 403 amino acids. The transcript is spliced from 6 exons. The record is from RefSeq and is a predicted model, not a curated record.